This is a messenger RNA of Rhodofomes roseus, 817 nucleotides long. Its product is annotated as cytochrome oxidase complex assembly protein 1-domain-containing protein. Gene Ontology annotation, biological process: mitochondrial respiratory chain complex IV assembly. The record is from RefSeq and is a predicted model, not a curated record. Bases 200 to 817 code for a protein of 205 amino acids. Gene Ontology annotation, cellular component: mitochondrial inner membrane. The transcript is spliced from 5 exons. NCBI's taxonomy places the organism in Eukaryota, Fungi, Basidiomycota, Agaricomycetes, Polyporales, Fomitopsidaceae.
AGGCGCCCGUCGCCGCGACGCGUCGUGGAUGCGCGUGACGCGUUUCCGGCGUCCACAGGCGUCCACUUCGACGUGCUCCUGCAUAGACUUGCUCAUGACUUGAGAUCUUCAGGCCUCCUAUCUAUCUGCUAGGCACCGAAUUGAUAGCUGGCUUGACUGAGACCUCUGGCGACAAGAGUCUGCAAGUCUUGCUUCCGACAUGACCUCGGUAUCUCAGGCUGUCACAGCCGCCCUCGCCCGGCGAUGUUUCGCCAGCCACAGGGCUACCUUCACGAAGAGUUGUGCGCGCACAUACGCAUCCACGUCCGACUUUCCCAAGCCACCGCCUCCGAAGGACCUGCCUCCCCCAGAGUCCUUCACCGAAGCCUCGAAGCCCAGGCAAUACUACAAGCGGCCGGAGCGAGACCUCCCUCCAUUAGAGAGAAAAUGGCCCAUCAUCCUCGCAUUCUCAACAGUAGGAGUGGGCGCUUGGGCGGCGUUCCUGGCAUGGAGUGAGAACCAGGAGAAGUUCUCGAGCUCGGUCAUGCGUCAGAUCAUGGAGACCGUCCGCGAGAGCCCUGAGCUCAGGGAGGUCUUUGGAGAGGCGAUGCGUCCCGAGCCUGUGUGGUGGCUGAACGGAGAUCCUUGGGUCAACGGCUCGAUUCGUCUUAUGCAAGGCAUGGUCGACCUGAGCUUUAGGUUGAAAGGUCACAAGCGCGCCGGCACGCUAUACUUUACAAGCAUACGGAAAGCAAAGGGUGAACCCUUCACAAUACUGCGAUUCAAAGUCAUAGCAGAUGACGGGACAGUUGUCAAUGUACCGGCGAGUCGCUUAUAG